Messenger RNA from Ostrinia furnacalis (Asian corn borer), 4280 nucleotides. RefSeq lists its product as uncharacterized. The transcript has 4 exons. Lineage: Eukaryota; Metazoa; Arthropoda; Insecta; Lepidoptera; Crambidae. Bases 908 to 3838 code for a protein of 976 amino acids. The record is from RefSeq and is a predicted model, not a curated record.
CGAAACUGUUCAGUCGUUGUUUUGGCGUUUGAAACAAAAAGUGCAAGUGUGUGUGAAAAAAGUUUUGUGUGUGUGAAACCAUAGAAAAUCCACUCCAAUACAUCACCAGAGACAGCUAAAGUGGAAAGUAAAAACAUAGCAAAUCGCAAAAGGAAAUUAUACAAAUUACACGCAUGUUUUCACUGUGAUUUCAUUGUAUGAGGCGUUUGAAGAAACUCAUUAAGAUGGCAACGAUAAACUGGACGAGUUUAUGACAAUUGCGAAUAAGGAAUGAGACAAUUAACAUGGUUAUGUAAGAAUUUGUUGCAAUGAAUAAUUUGAUAGACCUAUCAGAGAGGCCAGCAAGUGAAAAUUCAAUGCUGUCGAAUAGUGACGAGUGAUGUCCCUCAAGAAUACACAAAUUAUAAACGAACCUUGAAAAAGACAGUCAUUUCUACAAAUUGGGUGCGUGAACGUGUCAAUUAUCUCCAAUAAAAUUGAGUGUUACGUAUUAAAGCACAUACUACCAUAAGAACCAUACUGGUAUUAGAUGAAAGGAAAAGUAAAUUUUAUCCGUGAAUCACCAGGGAAGAUUACGAAACGCAUAUUUGAGUAACAAAUGGAUGCUCGACCAAUAAAAGAUGUAAAAUUUGAAGUCAACGGAAUUGAUGAUUUUGUAACGGCAGUUAAAAUGUUCGGUGAACCUUUGGAAAGGUUAAAGCAUGAGAUGCGGAAAUUAAACAUGGUGCUCUUGUAAUUUGAAAUGAGCGCUUUUACAAGGAACGUGACCAAGAAUGGGACUACGGCUCGGAACAUAGUUCAAGAUUUAAUGACGUCACGGUCUGAAGAAGAAAGAGCUGGAUUCGUCACGAAUUGCUGUUGAAGGCUGGACAAAUGAGUUUGACUGGUAGCGAACGCGUUCUCCACGAUGAGGCGAAAAUGUGUUUUUUCAAAAUGGACAUUAGUUUUAACGGUAGUUUUAUUGUGUCAGUACGUAUAUUCGCGUCCUCAAGAUGCGUCAACCACCAGUGUUUCUGACAGUGCACAUGUAGAUAAACCAACAGAAAACCCGUUAAGAAGUAGCAGUCCAGAACUUCAGGAGGCAACCAGCGUGAAGGAAGAUUCUUCAAAACCAGCAGACAUUUCAACCGUCCCGUCUGUUACAUCAGAAACCUCUCGAGAUGUCAAAAAUAAAGGACCAGUCAUACGAGACUCAAUCAAAAUGGUUGCUAACCAACUUCUUGAAAAACCUUCAAAUGCUUCAUUGGAUGCGCCAAUCGUACCAGAUACAAGAAUCCCACCAAAACUUAAGAAUCAACUGAGUCACAAGCAUAAAAUUAAAACAAGAAAUGAAGAUGGAGAUGUACCCAUGGAUAAUGCUCAUGCUGGUGUCGCUGUUCCCAUGAGCAUGGAAGAAUUAGAAUCCGAAAAUAAAGUGAGUGAAUCAUCAACUACUAAUGAAGGCAUUUCCACUUGGAUACUUCUCAGCAAUCCUUCAAGCAAAGAAAAUGACACAGUUUCUACCGAACCCACUAAAAUUGAUGAUAGUCAAAAGAAGCAAAAGCCUGUCGUAUUUAAAAACAAAACAAAAAGACCACAAUCUACCAAGGUUAAUAGCGGAAAACGGCCAGUCAUUGGAAGCACCAACAAGUCUGACUUAGUUGCUAGCGGUUCAGCUAUAAAUGAGAAUGUGUUUAAUAAAAUCAAAGAUACAGUUUUGUCAAAUGUACAGAAAAACAAGAGUACCCCUACGCAACGCACAACCACAGUUAUAACUACAACUACAUCUACCACAACAACGGAAGUUCCAACUACAAGAAGAGAAACUGCUACUAAAGCUCCAGCAGCAAUCAUCCCAGUAGUGAAAGUCACUUCAAAGCCAUCCAAGAAGAAAAACAAGAAUAAGCCAAAGACUUCCACUACUCCAGCUCCCAUUCAAGAGUCAGCUUUACUACCUAUGGAACCUAAAGAACAAGAAAUUGAACUUGAAGUUAAUAUGCCAGUAACAACAACUAAGAAGCCUAAACGGACCUCUACCAAAAAGAAGAAUAAGACAAAAAAACGCAAGACCUCCAAACCUAAGCCAGAAGCAGAAACAGCUGUUAGUGAAAUUAAAACAACUGCAAACAAAACAAAAUCUGUAAAGCCAGCGAAAAAACCCAGCUCACAAAGUGGACCAAUAACGACACAAAUCUACAAUUACUUUUCUAGAGAAGUAAUGCCUUCUGUUGGUGUUGGUGUUAUAGGUUUAGCUAGCUUAGUAGGAUUAGCUAGCUAUUUCUUAUACCCAUUCUCAACACCCGUAAGGCGCACAUUCGAAGUUGAUAAAAGAGAUGACCUGUACAAAAAUAACGCAGAAGAAUAUGCAAAUGAAGGCAAUGGUCAAGCAGAAGAAGAAAUGCUUGGGACUGUUCUUGCAGGAAUGCCGGCUCAUUCAAAGCAGAAACUGAACCCUUAUGCCGGCCAGACACAUGUAAGUGUAAGCAGAUACCCUGUGAAGAAAGAGCAAGACAUCAGAUACCGACAUGUAGCGACGACAAGUUACGAACCAAAUUAUAAUGUUCAUUAUCCUCAGCAAAAAACUGGUAUCGCCCAUGGCGCUGUGUAUUCAAAGCCAAUAAACUACGGGCCUCAGCAAUAUGAUACAAGAAACGUAUAUACGACUGAAAGCAAAUACGUUUAUGAUAAGGCACCAAAUGCUUACACUCCUUAUCCCGCUGUAGAGCCAAUUUAUGCAGCGCCUCAAACAGGACCAUCAGCAGUUUCAUCGUAUGGAAAUGACGCAUCUAAUUCAGUAGUUUAUGGCGUAAAGCCAUCAGCAGAUAGUGAUUUCAGACCCGUUUAUCCAUUUGAAGGGAAAAUUUACAGUGAAACCACCAGCAACCCAAUGACGUAUCCACCAACAUCAAUGUAUUUAGGAUCGAAUAAUGAAGAACAGCAGGAAGACACGCAGUACGAAGAAAAUGCAAAUACUAGUCCCGACGCUGUAGACAAUAAGUUUGUCGUUGGUAACGUACCCAAAGAACUAGUAGAGUCUGCAACUCCCGCGGUAGUGCCUGAACAUGGUCCAAGAAACUUGAGGAAGAGAAGACAUGCCGUUUUUCGUAAGCGAGCAAUCACUGGAUCUAUUGAGGAAAUGUUGAAAGAAGCUAAUAAGGACAUUUUUAUUAGCAACGAAAUCGAUGAAAACCCCGGUCUGCUCAUAAGGAACCUGGCCCCAGCCACAGAAGCAGCACCUAUUAAAAACGAAGUGACUACAACACCGGAAGCUAAAGACGUGUAUACUGUCUACGCAAUGUCUGUUGAUCCUACUAAAGAUGAAAAAUCUGUCACUGAAGGAACUCCAACACAGGAUGUCUUAAUUGAGAACGUAUCAACAUUGCCUAUAAACAAUGAUAAAACCGAGACGGAAAUGUCAAACGAUUUAGAAGUCACAACCAAAGCGUUUAGAGUUUACGAAGUGUUUACAAACAAUCCAACAGAAAGUGAAAAACUACAAACAGGUAAAGAUGAAUCUGGAAAAAUUGAUACGACAACCCAAUUCAAAAACAUGAUGACGGAAACGACUACAGAGUUCAAGUCGGAGACGACGUCUACUAUGCCACCUUCACCGUCGCCUAUUUCUGAGACCAAACUACCGUCUUCUCCCCCAAAAAGACCUCGACCAACUAUGCAUCCUGAGGUGAUAACUUAUCCCCCAUUGAACCAGGAAGGUGGUUUCUUCUCUUUCCUCAAACGGCUAGUAGAGUUCAAAUACAGGCUUGGACUGAGCAUUUUGCAGACGACUUCUGAUAAUCUGAACAGAUACCUUCGCAGUAUGGAAGACACAGUACAGAAAGUAGCUAAGGCUUCCCAUUGAGUUUACGUAUUAGAAUAGGCUUUUAUUGAUACUCACCGACUUAAUUUCAUACUCAUAAUGACAUCAAAAUCAUCAACAAGUAUUAUUACAAUUUAUGUCGAAUGGAAGUGAAUAUGAAAAGUUGAUACACUUUACAUUCAUCUUGCAAAAUGACAUUCAUUCAUUCAUGAUCAUUUAUCACUCAGCAGAUAAAUAUAAGAUUAUAUAAAAUGUGUGUAAGAAAAUACAAAUUAUAUUUUCAGAACGUUAUCCUCGGUCAGAAAAUUGAGGGAAACCUACUGAAUUUAUAUUGUGAUAAUUUUAAAAUAUUUAAGUUUAAUUAAGUUCGCAUUUUUCGCAGUACUAACUAGGUGUUGAAAAAAAUUGCUAAUUUGUUGGUGUUUCUGUUGAAACGCGCGGGGUGCUUAAUGUAUGUAUUUAAAAUAAAAUCUGUCAUUUUUAU